UAAUCACCCUGUGAGACACACACCUGACAGACCAACAGGUUACAAUGCCAACAACGGCCCCAUUUUAAUCACGGUCCCUAACCACGUCCACAUUCAGUGGAUAAAUCCAUCAAACUCACCACCGAGUCAUGACACCCCCACAUCUUUCCAUAGUUCACUCUACGUCGCACGUCAUCAUGCUUAUUCGGCCCUCACAAAGACUGCUUCGCCCACCGGCAUCACAGGCAAAAUCACUAUAGACACGUACGAGCACCCCAAUCACUCCUCCAUUACAAGGAGUUUCACUCCCCGCAAAAAACGUAAACAACUAUCCCAAUAA
Messenger RNA from Pelobates cultripes (western spadefoot toad), 319 nucleotides. NCBI's taxonomy places the organism in Eukaryota, Metazoa, Chordata, Amphibia, Anura, Pelobatidae. The record is from the annotation of a GenBank genome assembly.